Messenger RNA from Plasmodium malariae, 642 nucleotides. It is a transcript of the gene DER1-1, whose product is annotated as derlin-1, putative. Gene Ontology annotation, cellular component: Hrd1p ubiquitin ligase ERAD-L complex; endoplasmic reticulum membrane. NCBI's taxonomy places the organism in Eukaryota, Apicomplexa, Aconoidasida, Haemosporida, Plasmodiidae. The transcript has 6 exons. Gene Ontology annotation, biological process: endoplasmic reticulum unfolded protein response. Bases 1 to 642 code for a protein of 213 amino acids. Gene Ontology annotation, molecular function: ubiquitin-specific protease binding; misfolded protein binding. The record is from RefSeq and is a predicted model, not a curated record.
AUGGUUCAACUAGGUGAGCUAUUAAACACUAUUCCCUUAAUUACUCGCUUAUAUCUUAUUCUUUCAUCAAUUUUAAUGGUCUUAUGCUCGCUUGAUAUUAUAUCUCCUUUGAAUUUGUAUUUGAAUUGGAACUUGGUAUUGUCAGAGCAUCAGUACUGGAGACUCAUUACCUGUUUUUUGUAUUUCGGAUCUUUUGGGUUACACUUUUUUUGGGAUGCCUAUGUUCUAAUUUACUACUGCAGUUCUUUAGAGGAUGUAACGUUCAGGAACAACUCUGCAGACUUUUUAUGGAUGAUUAUUGUUUCCUGUUUAAUGUUAUUGGCUGUAUCGUAUGUAUUCGGAGGUGUAUAUUUCUACAGUAGUUGCAUAAUAAAUGUAAUCACAUAUGUUUGGAGCAAGAACAACUCCUCAACAAGAUUAACUAUUUUUUUUUUUACUAUUAGAGCUUCCUACUUACCAUGGGUAUUAACAUUAUUGUCAUUAAUUGUUGAUUAUAAUUCUAAUGAUAAUUUUUUCGGUAUACUAGUUGGGCAUGUGUAUUUUUUUUUUACGAAUGUUUUUCCCCUGAUGCCAAUAGCAAAGAAUACGCAAAUAUUUAAAACACCACAAGUUUUGAAAUGGUUGUUGAAACAGGAAAAUUAG